AUGGAGGCGCUGGCCCACGCCGGCACGCCAGGCCACAGGUGGCUAGCUUGUCGUUGGCCCCGCCGCCGCCACGACGACGACGACGACGACGACGACGGCGGCGGCCGCGGCGGUGUGCACACAAGGCCACCUGCCACGCCCCCACGGGCAGCCCAAGCCUCGCCCUGCCACCUCGGCCCGUCCGAGCCUUUUGGCCUGGCUGGCCCUCUGGAGGCCCUGGCAUCGCCUCUCCCCUUCGCCCCCCCGCGCACGCGCUCGCCUCCUCCUUCGCUUCCACAGCCCGAGACGCGAGUGGCCGGGGCGACCUCUGUCCCCCGCCGGGACCACCAGUGUGCGCAGAGGCCCCGGCCCCCCGAGUGUGCUCGGACCCCCACCGCCCCCGCGGCUUCCCUGCGCUACGCGGGGCGGGAGCGCCACGACCUGGCUGGCUGCGUCUCUCCCCGGCGCCGGAGAGCAGACCCCAUGGGCACGGUGGUCUUGGGCCCCGAUGGGAGCGCACAGUCCGACCGCCGGGCCCGGGAGGUGGAGGAGGGAAGAGGCAUCCGGGCCCGGCCCGGUCCCCCCCGGGCACUGGAGGCCGGCGCACCACCUGCUUGGACGCCACGCGCGCAGGUUCGCGGUCCCGGCGGUGCUGGCGGACCCAAAGCACUGACCCUUGCAGGGGGCCGAGGGAGGGCGGCAAGGCCUGGGUGCGCGUGUCCCCCCCGGGGGCAGGAGACGUCCUCCUACCCCCAGGAGGUCUCUUCCAUGGUGCUGGGCCAGGUGCAGGAGAUGGUCACGGUGCCCGCCUACCUCAACGACCCGCAGCGCCAGGCCACCAAGGACACCGGUGCCAUCGUGGGGCGCCACGGGCUGCGGAUCAUCAACAAGGCCACCGCGGCCACCAUCGCCGACGCUGAUCAGCGCGGCGCGGGGGAGCAAAAUGCGCUCAUUUUCGACCUGGGCGGGAGCACCUUCGACGUAUGCAUUCUCGCUGUCGACGCGGGUGUCUUCGAGGCUCCUGAGGCUGGGUGGGGAGGGCUCGACGACAGGUUGGUGAGCCGCCUCGGGAAGGAGUUCCGACGGAAGCAAGGGAAGAUUUCCCAAGAGGACAGGCACAGAGUACAAGUGUCGGGAAGUCCUUGCCUGGCCGGAGCACAACCAGCUGGCAGAGAAGGAGGACUAUGAGAAUCAGAAGAGGGAGCUGGAGGAAAGUCUGUCACCCCACCUUCCCCAGGCCCUACGUGUCCCUGGGGGUAGCCGCUGUGGAACUGACACUGGCCAGGGAGCCCCCCACCCCUCCCCGGUAGAGGCCUCCUCACUGAGCAGGUUGAUUGAAUGGUCCCUUCUGGCAGGUCAUCUGUGAUGGUAAGGCCUGGGCUUGUGGGCCCUCUGUCUUCUGUGAUCCUGCCCUGAACUUGAAGAACGGGAGUGCAGAGGAAUCUUCCAAUCAGGGAGCUUUCUUCUCGCCGUGGUGUACCACUGAGGCCUGUGCCCGCGUCGCUUGUUAAAAUCCUUUUCUCUCCCAUUUCAGACCGGCAGAAGUCAUCAUUAUUAACAUUUGUGCAGCACUUCAACAUCGCUUUUGCCUACUUUCGUGCUGUUGUUACCUGCAUGCAUGGAUUUUGUUAAUAUAUGGGUUUUGUGAAACAUACAUGGAAAUAAACAUUUAAAACUCCUC
Neofelis nebulosa (Clouded leopard) is the source of this 1660-nucleotide messenger RNA. RefSeq names its product heat shock protein family A (Hsp70) member 6 (gene HSPA6). The record is from RefSeq and is a predicted model, not a curated record. Gene Ontology annotation, molecular function: ubiquitin protein ligase binding; misfolded protein binding; ATP hydrolysis activity. Lineage: Eukaryota; Metazoa; Chordata; Mammalia; Carnivora; Felidae. Gene Ontology annotation, cellular component: cytoplasm; vesicle; blood microparticle. Gene Ontology annotation, biological process: cellular response to unfolded protein; protein refolding.